This is a messenger RNA of Pyrus x bretschneideri (Chinese white pear), 1268 nucleotides long. Its product is annotated as chaperonin-like RbcX protein 2, chloroplastic. The transcript is spliced from 5 exons. Lineage: Eukaryota; Viridiplantae; Streptophyta; Magnoliopsida; Rosales; Rosaceae. Gene Ontology annotation, molecular function: protein folding chaperone. The coding region runs from base 312 to 989 and encodes 225 amino acids. The record is from RefSeq and is a predicted model, not a curated record. Gene Ontology annotation, biological process: ribulose bisphosphate carboxylase complex assembly.
GUAUUGUGUUGGAGUAUUUUGGACCUCAAACUUUUGUCUGGUUGAUGUUCACACACCUUCGAAGCCUCCCAGAUUCUCACACCUUAACUUGCACCAGAACACCAUCUUUGUUCAUCAUCAAGUUUUCCCUCUCUUCAUAACUCCUGAAUCUUUGGCUAUAUUUCUGAUCAAAAUCUCCCAUUUUCUCGGAAAACCCAUCACCAGAUUCUUGGCGUUUCCCUGAAUCCAGCUGCAAAGAUUGGUUUUUGGGAAGAGUUCUGAUCUGGGUGUUCCGCAAAAAGGUGGUUUGAGCUUUUGAGAGAGAGUGAGAUAUGAUGGUGGGGGCUGCUCUGUCUGUGGUGGGUUCGUCGGUGGUGGACUCGCACACAAGUCCUUGCCUGUGUUUGGAUGCGCUGCCGACUACGGCGAUGAAUCUCAAGAGCGGGGGAGAAAUGGUUUUGCAGAGGAAUUCAAUGGCCAAGAAGCAUGUGGUGAAACCAGGCUCCUUGGAGUUGGGCAGUUCGUUCAUUGAUUCCGGCCACGACAGGCGAUUUUCGAUGAAAGCUGUUCGUGGUAUUGGCAGUAGGAGUACGAGGAAGCGAAAGAACCGGGGUUUUGUAAUUGUUAAUGAGCUUGCAGGGCAAUACGAAGACAGUUUUGAGGAUGUUAAAACGCAAUUACUCAACUAUUUUACGUACAAGGCUGUGAGGACUGUUAUGAACCAGCUGUAUGAGAUGAACCCAACACAAUAUAGGUGGUUGUACGAUUUUGUUGUAACUCACAAGCCUGGAGACGGGAAGCGGUUCCUUCGCACCCUGGGGAAGGAGAGGCAUGAACUUGCUGAGAGAGUAAUGGUGACGCGGCUUCACCUCUAUGGUAAAUGGGUCAAGAAAUGCGAUCAUGCCGCAAUAUAUCAAGGAAUCGCAGACGAGAACUUGGAGUUGAUGCGUGAACGGCUUACUGAGACUGUGAUAUGGCCCUCCGAUGACAACACGGAGAAGAUUGGCUGACGGGGGAUUGUGGCUUUCAUCGUGCAUGGUUGAGCUUGAGCCUUGUUUGUUGUUCCUAGUCUAGUCUAGGUAUAUUAUUUGGCACCAAGUCCAACUAAUAAGUUGGCGAAUAUCUGUAAAUUGUAUAUAAUGUAUGAAUUUGAUCAAAUAUCCUCCUCACCCUCCCUCACCACUUGGCCUAACUUCAAGAGCUUCAGGCCCCUUGGUUGCGAUUGAAUCCAUGUAAACGAAAACUCCUCGUACGUUUUGCAGUCAAUGAAAGAAAAUUCGUAUCACUAA